AUGUCCGUGGCAGAGACUCAAGAGAAUUCGAGCGAAGUGUCCCAACUAAGCACCAGCGAGGAGGUUGGUAGCCAGGAAGACCAACCAACCCUUGUACAUCCCUGGCCGUACCUGGAAGAAUUUUUCGAAAUGGUUGGAUGCAAAAACAACUCCUUUCGAAUGCGCUGCAAGCUCUGCGCACCCAAGUACCACGAGCUAAUGGCUUUCAAAAACUCGCCGUCUAAUUUGAAAAAGCAUAUUGAGAAGAAACACCCCACUCGUCUAGAGAGAUACACGCAACUUACUUCAGCAUCCCUCAAAAGGAAGUCAUCCACUGAAGGUUCUUUGGCCCCACCCUCCAAACAAACCAAGCUGUGGGAGACUCAAAGAGUGUCCCAGGCAAGUGUGGAUAAAGUUGUCCUCAAGUUCAUUGUCCAAGGCUUGCACCCGCCACACGUUGUCCAGCAACAGGGCUUCAUUGAUCUUGUGCAACAUCUUCGGCCAAAUACAAAUGUCAUGACACGCAAUACUGUUGUAAACAAAGUCACAAAGGCCUCUAUUGAAAUGAGAAGAAAACUGAAAGCUGCCCUUAGUGAAAUUGAGUUCAUAGCAACAACAACAGACUGCUGGACAGCACACCGUCACAGUUUCAUUGGUGUCACUGCACACUGGUUUAACCCCCAGACCUUGCAGAGAUCUUGUGCUGCCCUGGCAUGCAAGCAACUUAAAGGAUCACAUACCUUUUCUGCCCUGGCUGGUGCCCUUAAUGAUAUUCACACAGAAUUCAAUAUCAGAGAGAAGAUCGUUCGCACUACAACUGACAAUGGAUCAAACUUCCUGAAAGCCUUCAGAAUUUAUGGGCAGACUGAUGAGAACAACAAUCCUGAACCUGUAGGAGAGAGUGAUGGAGAAGAGGAUGAUGGUGGCCAAAAUGACGAUGACGAUGAAGAGGAAAGCGUUGAGGGUGUUGAAUUUGUUGAUGCCGGAGCCCUGUUGGAUGAGGAUGACUACUUGGAAUACCAGCUACCUAAGCACCAUCGCUGCGCCUGCCACCUUCUCAAUUUAGUGUCCACAGUUGAUGCUUUGAAAGCAGAGGUCAACCCAUUGUACAAGCGUGUGUCAAGGUCUACAUUUGCCAAAUGCUCUAGCCUGUGGAACAAAAGUUCAAGAUCAACCACUGCAUCUGAAGUAAUUGAAGACCACUGCAAACUCCAAUUCUUAAGGCCUGUUGCUACAAGGUGGAAUUCACUCUUCUCAGCCGUAGAAAGAAUAGUGAGACUAACAAGAGAACAAGGCGAAGGAGCCCUUGCAGCUGUCUGCAGUGAACUAGAUACACCCAAGUUUACUCCAGUGGAACUUGCAUUUCUUGCAGAAUAUGCGAAGACAAUGAGCCCAGUUGCAAAGGCACUUGAUGUUCUUCAAGGUGAAACCAGUGUGCAGAUGGGAUGGUUGGUCCCCACCAUAACUCUACUAAGGACCAAGCUCCAGCAACUUAACAUUGCCUCCAAGUUCUGUGAGCCUUUGAUUGCUGCACUUCUUUCAGGCCUUGAAAAACGCUUCGGAGAGAUGCUUACAGAUCCAGAGCUGAUAGCCGCAGCCAUUUUAGUUCCCAAAUUUAAGACCUGCUGGACAAGUGACGAAAAUAUCUUCAAACUUGGCCUUGACUAUAUCAGAAACCACUUGGACUGUCAGGCCGAGAAUCACAUCAGUGAGGGCUCCCAAUCAUCUGAGGAAGAGGACUUCUUUUCCUCCUUGAAGAAGACCAGCCCUCUUGAAACGACCCAGCAGUUGGAUGCGUACCUGGGGUGCCCAAGAGACACAGUAGAGUUUCACAAAAAAGAUUGA
Molecule: messenger RNA, 1824 nt
Organism: Pygocentrus nattereri (red-bellied piranha)
Lineage: Eukaryota; Metazoa; Chordata; Actinopteri; Characiformes; Serrasalmidae
Exons: 5
Coding region: 1-1824 (607 amino acids)
Molecular function (GO): DNA binding
Source: RefSeq, a predicted model, not a curated record